Molecule: messenger RNA, 1241 nt
Organism: Lactuca virosa
Lineage: Eukaryota; Viridiplantae; Streptophyta; Magnoliopsida; Asterales; Asteraceae
Source: the annotation of a GenBank genome assembly
AAGCAAACAAAUUGUGCCCAUAAUUCAAUUUCUAAUAUAUUUCUUACAUUUUUCAUAUAAAAAAGUUCCUAAAUGCUCGGAAAACCACACCAAGCUAUAUAGUUUCCACAUCGUCCUUCCAUUAGGAUUCGCAUUAGUUGAGCAGGGCAAACCCGAAUGGAGGUUUAUUGAUUACAUACAUCGUUGACAUUUUUUGUGUUGUAUAAUCGAGCCUGAUUUCUUGAAUGUAUGUGUAUAUAUAUUGUACCUAUAGAAGAUUCGGUAGAUGGAUUUUUGGCCGGAGUUUCUUGCAAGCAGUUGGGGCAAAGAGUUUCUGGCCGGUGGAUUUGGGGGAAUCGCCGGAAUUAUCGCCGGAUACCCUCUUGACACCGUUAGAGUCAGACAACAAAACUGUCAAGAGGUGGGUUCUGCGUUUAGCAUCCUCAAAAAUAUUGCAGCUAAAGAAGGCCCACUUGCCCUUUUUAGAGGCAUGGGUGCGCCUCUUGCCACUGUUACCUUUCAGAAUGCAGUGGUCUUUCAAAGCAAUGCCACCCUGUCGCGAGCAUUGGACUCCUAUAGAUCCCCCGCAGUACCUCCUUCAUAUGGAAGUGUUGCAUUAGGAGGCACUGGAGCCGGUGCCAUACAAAGCUUCGUGGUAACUCCUAUUGAACUAGUAAAAAUCCGACUACAACUACACGAACAAUCAGAAAGUGGUCCACUAAGCGUCGCUAAAAACAUCAUGAGAACCGAAGGCUGGAAAGGUCUAUUCCGAGGGUUAACCAUCACGAUCAUAAGAGACUCACCUUCAUACGGUGUCUAUUUUUGGUCAUACGAAUACGCGAGAGAGAAAUUCCACCCGGGCUGCCGGAAAAGUAGUCAAGAGAGCUUCAAAACAAUGAUUUUUGCCGGAGGUCUCGCCGGAGUUGCUAGUUGGCUAUGUUGUUAUCCCGUAGAUGUGGUUAAAACUAGACUUCAAGCUCAAACACCGAGUUCUCCGGUGAAGUAUAAUGGAAUUGUAGAUUGUUUUCGGAAGAGUGUAAGAAAAGAUGGUAUGGGUGUGUUGAUUCGUGGAUUUGGAAGUACGGUAUGUCGAGCUUUUAUUGUGAACGGGGCUAUUUUCACGGCUUAUGAAUCGGCUUUGCGAGUCUUGAAUACUACUGAUGAUAACAUUAACAACAAUAACUAAGCGGUUUUUUAGAAAUACACGGAAACCCGCAUUCGAAUGAUGGAAAUUUGACACCUGAAAUUGAAAUCCUAGAGCA